UACCAUUCAAAGAAACAAAUCUAAGCGCCUGCCAACAAGAUACCCAAGAUAUGAAAUCUGUCUUUGCUUUCUGCAUUCUCCUUUAUCUUUUCUUGUUUGUGGACCUCAACGAUGCCAGAAAAGACCCAGGAGACUACUGGAAAAUCAUAAUGAAAGACCAACCAAUACCAGAAGAAAUCAAAGCCCUUUUUCAUGGAGAUCCACUGCAUCCAGCUGAUGCAAGGAAAAAGGACCAUUAUGUUAAGGGUUUUGAUGUUACCCCCAAUGCUAUUAUAUAUCAUGCCCAUAUGGAGCCUAAAGAAGAGAAGCCUCAUUUUCAUGCAAGGAAAAAGGACCAUUUUGUUAAGAAUUUUGAUGUUACCCCUAAUGCUAUUAUAUAUCAUGCCCAUAUGGAGCCUAAAGAAGAGAAGCUUCAUUUCCAUGGAGACCCACUAAAUACAGUUGAUUUAAGGAAAAAGAACCAGUUUGUUAAGGAUUUUCAUGUUACCCCUAAUGCUAUUAUAUAUCAUGCCCAUAUGGAGCCUAAAGAAGAGAAGCCUCAUUUUUAUGCAAAGAAAAAGGACCAUUUUGUUAAGGAUUUUGAUGUUACCCCUAAUGCUAUUAUAUAUCAUGCCCAUAUGAAGCCUAAAAAAGAGAAGCUUUAUUUUCAUGGAGACCCACUAAAUCCAGCUGAUGAAAGGAAAAAGGACCGUUUUGUUAAGGAUUUUGAUGUUACCCCUAAUGCUAUUAUAUAUCAUGCCCAUACUGAGCCUAAAGAAGAGAAGCCUCAUGUCAAGGACUUUGAACCAAAGCACGAUAUGGAGCUGAAAGAAGAAGAUUCCUUCGUUCAACAUAUCAAGCAGAAGGUAGAAGGCUGAUCAUUAGCCAAAGUAUGAAGCAGAAGGCACAUGUUUGUACUAUUUCAUGCUGUGUAUGAUCAGUGGUUGAAGCUUAUGUUUUAGAGGAGAAUGCCUGGUGUACAAAUCUUAUUAU
Alnus glutinosa is the source of this 972-nucleotide messenger RNA. Its product is annotated as organ-specific protein S2-like. Bases 51 to 857 code for a protein of 268 amino acids. The transcript has 2 exons. The record is from RefSeq and is a predicted model, not a curated record. Lineage: Eukaryota; Viridiplantae; Streptophyta; Magnoliopsida; Fagales; Betulaceae.